UCGUCACGGUCGGGCAUGCAAGCCUGCAUGUGAAUAAAAAGGCUUAAAAGAUCAUUAAAGGGAUUUUGGAGAUUAUGGACCCCCACGUCCACCUCCGCCCCCCUCCCCCUCCUCCUCCGAGGGGCUCAGUCCUCUCAGCUGACUUGGCUUUGUUCGACACAUUGAAGGAGUUUCUAAAACUCCUUUGUAACCACUCGGCCACCUACAGAAGACUGGAGACGUGCAGGUUGAUGCCGCAAACACAGCCGAAAGGCCUCGGGAUGGAUGUUGUUUUUGAAACCCUAGUUAGAAGAUUGAAUUAAAUGUGUUAUCUUGAUCUGGAUACCCUACAAAGAGCUCUUUCACGAUGGAGGAUUCUAAGGCCGUAAACGUACCGCGUCUCCGCGGAGCUGCAGGAGCAAAACGUGAACAACGCUGAGAAAACGUUCCAUCGGAGCGGAUCUGAUGACGAUGUCACCGCCGACGUAUCCGGCGCAACGUCGGCCUCUUUGAGGACGGGGGGCACGGAGACGGGGACUAAAGAUGUCUGACCUCAGCCAAGUCGCAGUUUACUCUGACUCUUCGGAGCUCUAUAAGAACGUGUUCUGUAACCCUGCCUUUGAGCUGGAGGGGGAGCGAGAGGAGAGAGUGGAGGGAUUCAGGACCACCUCGUCCACCCCCGAACCAAUCAAACCGCCUGCCGCCGGCCGCGGCCUGUUCGGGGUCUGUGUGAUGCGCGGCCCGGCUUGUGGGUGGGUGGUGGUGGCGGCGGUCUGCGUCCUGUUAGCGGCCCUCGGACUGGCGCUGGCCCUCGUCCUCACGCAGAUGAAGGGCCGGGCGGUGGAGGACGCCUCGCUGUCCACAGGCUCCCCAGUCCGGCCGAAUGCAGGAGAUGGUGCGUCCCAGACUUUAUCCACCACCUCUGCCAGCAGAGGCCCACCAGAGAGUACAUCUGCCCCCCCGCCCACCGGGGCCCCAACACCCGAAACACGUGAGUGGUUUCCAGCUGUUCGUUUGAUCUUUUCCGCGAUUCCUCGUGCAGCUGAACCCCCCGGUAUCCCCUCUCUCUGGCUCUCAGGUUGUGGGGGGGUGCUGUUCGACUCGGAGGGCAGUUUCAGUUCCCCAAACCACCCCGGCUCCUACCCGCCGAACUUGCUGUGCGUGUGGGUGAUCCGGGUCGCGCCCCCCUCCCUGGUCCAGAUCCACGUGACCUCUCUGACCGUGGAGGGGCCGUCUCCCUGUCUGUUUGACUGGCUCGAGGUGCAGGAGCAGAUAGAGCAGAGCGCUGUGGUCACCAGGUUCUGCGGAAACGUUGCGCCACCGACCGUGAACACCAACAGCAGCGCGGUGCGGGUCACCUUUCGAUCCGACGGCAGCAUCGCAGGGAACGGCUUCACCGCGCAGUACCGGGCCGUGCGGCCCGCGCACAAGAGCUGCUCCAGAGAGGAGUUCAUGUGCGACGGCGGUCGCUGUCUGCUGCGCGCGUCCGUGUGCGACGGCCGCCCGAACUGCCGCGACCGCGCGGACGAGGCCAACUGCAGCCACAAGCGCAAAGACUGGGGAGGGCAGAAGACGGGGGCUUAGGGUUCAAUAUGGAGCCCAACCCACCCGGGCCUUUCCCCUCACAGCGAGCUGUGCGCGUGGUACAUCUCUGUUGAGGAGGGCCACGUGGUCACGCUGAGCUUCCAGAACUUCAGCCUGGAGACGCAGGACGUGUGCGAGUUCGACUACGUCGAGGUUCAGGACGGCGGCGAAGCUGGAGUCAGGAGAGUGAUGGGGAGGUUUUGCGGGACCACCUUCCCCCCAGACCUGACCUCCUCCGGCCCCCACAUGACGGUGGUGUUUAUGGCGGAUGAGGGAGUGGCCGACAGCGGCUUCAACGCUACAUACCGGGCGGUGUCCGUCCAGGACAAGACGUGUGGCCCCGGGCAGUUUGCCUGCAGCACCAGGGAGUGUCUCCCGCAGCACUGGCUGUGCGACGGAUGGAGCGACUGCCCCGACGGAGCGGACGAGCAGGCCUGCGGCAACUCCACCUACCCUCCCUUCACCUCAUCGUGCGAGUUCAUCGAGGUGGAGAUGUGUCAAGGCCUCAGCUACAACCUCACCUCAUUCCCCAACAUCUGGCUGUCCAUCGCCGACCAGAGAGAAGCUGCCACGCUCUUGCGACAGUACCGGGUGCUGAUGGAGCUGGCGUGCUUCGAGCCCCUGCGCAGGCUGCUGUGUGGGAUGUUUCUGCCCCAGUGCAGCCCUCAGGGGGGGGUCGUCCAGCCCUGCCGCUCCGUCUGCUCCUCGGCCGAGCAGCAGUGCAGCCAAGCCCUGGACCUCUUCUCCUUCAGCUGGCCCUUCAACUGCCACCUCCUGCCGGACUCCCAGGACCCCAUGGAGUGCUCGCUGCCCUGAUGUUGACAUUGACAGAAUCCCCCCCCGAGGAGUCUUUUCACACUAUUUCACAUCGGACUGGAAAGCGUUUUACAGAACUGAGAACUUGGUCUCAGGCCUCCAGGUCCUCAACAUUGACGAGUUGGGUUGCAGACAGCAGCGUUACCGGCAAGCUCAUUAAACACUGCUGCCUGUGAAGCUUUUGGUGCAUGCAGACAAUCAUUGAACGAUAGCCGUCCUAAAAUAAAAGAUUUAACGUACAGAAAUUUAAAAAAAAAUGGAUGUGUUUCGUGUGAUUCAGAGAUCAAACUCUGCCUCCCUUAGAAACCAGCUGUCUGCUUGCACCAUUUAUUACCUUGAUGUCAAUGAACAACACAGGGAGAAUAGCUUUAAAACGAUCUUUAUUGCAUUGUUCACCAACACACCAAACGAUGAUCUGCCGCCCAGUGUUUUUAAACAUUUGAUCCAGUGUGAGAACGGACAUGAGCUGAAUCUCACUGGAAACGAUGUCUCUGCACCUCGCUGAGCCCACAAAAAAAAUUAAAAAGCCUCAUAAGAGAA
Messenger RNA from Gasterosteus aculeatus aculeatus (three-spined stickleback), 2919 nucleotides. The record is from RefSeq and is a predicted model, not a curated record. Lineage: Eukaryota; Metazoa; Chordata; Actinopteri; Perciformes; Gasterosteidae.